AUGACUUCCAUGGCCAACACCGAGCCGAGCCAGAUGUCGCUCAACGAGGUCUCUCUCGAAGAGUUGGCCCAAAGACAACAGCAGCAAAACAUCUACGUCAACCCUCCCGUUUUGGAAAACCAAAAAGCUUCAUCGUCGCUGCACUCGUUGCAGAAGCUCAACUCCCGCCACGCCCACAGAGACACCACCACCAAGGGCAAGUACACCCUCAACGACUUCCAGAUCUUGCGCACGUUGGGCACAGGGUCAUUUGGACGAGUCCACUUGGCUCGUUCCAUCCACAACGGGCGGUUCUACGCCAUGAAAACCCUCAAGAAGGAACGAGUCAUCAACAUGAAGCAGGUGGAGCACACCAACGACGAGAGGCGUAUGUUGAAGUUGGCCCAGCACCCGUUCAUCAUCCGCAUGUGGGGUACCUUCCAGGACUGCCACAACCUCUUCAUGAUCAUGGACUACAUAGAGGGGGGCGAGCUCUUCUCGUUGUUGCGGAAGUCCCAACGGUUCCCCACCCCUGUGGCCAAGUUCUAUGCCGCCGAGGUGUUGUUGGCCAUCGAAUACUUGCACAAACUCGACAUCAUCUACCGAGACUUGAAGCCGGAAAAUAUUUUGUUGGACAAGAACGGCCACAUCAAGUUGACGGACUUCGGCUUCGCCAAGGAGGUGGCAGACGUCACAUACACCUUGUGCGGUACUCCUGACUAUAUAGCCCCUGAGGUGGUGGCCACCAAGCCCUACAACAAGUCGGUGGACUGGUGGUCGUUCGGAAUUUUGAUUUUCGAGAUGUUGACCGGCUACACCCCAUUUUACGAUCCUACCCCCAUGAAAACCUACGAAAACAUAUUGAACGGCACCAUCACCUAUCCCGACUACUUGCCUCCAGAUAUCCUCGAUUUAUUGCAGAAAUUGAUCGUCAAAGACUUGACCCAGAGACUCGGAAACUUGCAGGGAGGCUCCGACGACGUCAAGAACCACCCGUGGUUCAAGGAAGUCAUCUGGGAACGCUUGCUUUCCAGAGACAUAGAAACACCCUACGAGCCACCCAUCACCUCGGGUGUGGGAGACACCUCUCAGUUCGACAGGUACCCUGAAGAUAAGGACCUCGACUACGGGAUCAGUGGAGUGGACGAUCCUUACGGGGACAUGUUUGCUGACUUUUAG
Messenger RNA from Suhomyces tanzawaensis NRRL Y-17324, 1158 nucleotides. It is a transcript of the gene TPK1, whose product is annotated as cAMP-dependent protein kinase catalytic subunit TPK1. The transcript has a single exon. Gene Ontology annotation, cellular component: cAMP-dependent protein kinase complex; nucleus. The coding region runs from base 1 to 1158 and encodes 385 amino acids. Lineage: Eukaryota; Fungi; Ascomycota; Pichiomycetes; Serinales; Debaryomycetaceae. The record is from RefSeq and is a predicted model, not a curated record. Gene Ontology annotation, molecular function: cAMP-dependent protein kinase activity; ATP binding. Gene Ontology annotation, biological process: peptidyl-serine phosphorylation.